AUGAAAAUUCAGUUAUGCGCGAAAACAUGUGCACUCCUAUUUUUGAUAAAUUCUAUUAACUCCCAACAACCUCAACUUAUUUCUUACUCUGCUGUACCCGUCAAAGAGGUAAAACAGGACAGUCUCACUUUACCGCAACAUGAGUUGAUCACUUUUUACCUUUUCGGCGACAAUAUGCAGAUGGUUGAUAAAAUUGCAUUCGCAUUUAAAAGUGGAAGCAAAGGUGCCCACUGUGAAGAUGACAAGUAUGAUCUCCUGCUCGAUUUCGAAAAAGUUGACGACCGGUCGAUUAAAGCUUAUUGUCCCCGAAAUCACUCCUACUAUAAUGGUGAAAUUUACAUUUGCUUUAAACAUGACAAUGGCAACGGGACAUCAGUAUGGACUCAUCAACCAACUACUCACCCAUAUUCUUUUGUUUUCUCCACCUUUUUCAUUUGUCUUCUGGGGCCGCUGCCGUGGGUCUUACUCGUGUUUCUCCUCUGCUGUUCCGCUUUAUUUAGUGGUCUUAAUCUAGGAAUUAUGACUCUCGAUGUCAUGUUCUUAGAAAUACUGAUAGAGGCCGGGACUGAUACUGAAAAGAAAAUGGCGGCGGCAGUCCUUCCUGUGCGUCGUCAUGGAAAUCUAAUUAUCUGCAGUUUGACUUUAGCAAACGUAAUUGUUAAUGUAAUCAUUUCACUGCUCUCUGAUAAACUUAUCGGUGGGACAGCAAUGGCAAUCUUUUUUGCGUCGGCGGGAAUAUUACUUUUUGGGGAAAUUUUACCCCAGGCUGCUUGCAAUCGGUUUAGCCUUAUUAUUUCCUAUCAUACCAUAUUUUUCACGAAACUGAUAAUACUUCUUACCUUUCCCAUCGGUUUUCCGAUCAGUUUGGCACUGGAUAAACUACUAGGUGAAGACAUGGGUAGAACUAUGAAUAAAUCCAAAUUGGCGGAGCUGAUUAAACGGCAUGAGCAUCUGGGCUUCGUCCACAAGGAUGAGCUAAAUAUAAUAACAGGCGCACUAAAUAUGGAUCAGCGUACGGCAAAGGGCAUUAUGACACCUAUCGAUAAUGUCUACAUGCUACCCUACAACGCAUUGUUGAACUUUGAAACCACAAACGACAUAAUCUCCCAUGGAUUUACGCGAAUUCCAAUUUAUAAGGAUGACAGGAGAAAUGUCACUUCUGUACUAAAUGUUAAAGACCUUGCCUUUGUAGACCCGAAGGAAAAACUCUCAGUAUCGACUAUUUGCAACUUUUACAAUCGUCCAUUCAUAUAUGCUGGAGCAAGCACGACUUUAAAGUCCCUUUUCGACAUGUUUCGUAAAGAGUCCACCCACUUCGCUGUUGUUUACGAGGAAGAGGGAUCCGAGCAUCAGACGGUGGUGGGCAUCGUGACGAUGGAGGAUGUAAUCGAAGAAAUCCUUCAGGAGGAAAUAUUUGACGAAACUGACAUUAUAAGUAAGGUUUCCCCGUAG
Echinococcus granulosus is the source of this 1452-nucleotide messenger RNA. Its product is annotated as Metal transporter CNNM4. Gene Ontology annotation, biological process: transport; magnesium ion homeostasis. NCBI's taxonomy places the organism in Eukaryota, Metazoa, Platyhelminthes, Cestoda, Cyclophyllidea, Taeniidae. The record is from RefSeq and is a predicted model, not a curated record. Gene Ontology annotation, cellular component: plasma membrane. Gene Ontology annotation, molecular function: transmembrane transporter activity. The transcript is spliced from 3 exons. Bases 1 to 1452 code for a protein of 483 amino acids.